Molecule: messenger RNA, 5583 nt
Organism: Chiloscyllium plagiosum (whitespotted bambooshark)
Lineage: Eukaryota; Metazoa; Chordata; Chondrichthyes; Orectolobiformes; Hemiscylliidae
Gene: mtmr10
Product: myotubularin related protein 10
Biological process (GO): phosphatidylinositol dephosphorylation
Cellular component (GO): membrane; cytoplasm
Source: RefSeq, a predicted model, not a curated record
CCCAUCAGACCAGGCCCCGCCCCUCCCACCCGUCCCUCGGGAUGUUCCGCGGCUCGGGGAUGAAGAGCUCGAGGCCGAGUUUCAGGAGUUACCUGCCGCCGGCGGAGAGCUCCUUCCCGAGCCGGGCCGAAGUGAACCGGGUGUGUGAGGCCGCGCUGUUGCCGGGGGAACUUGUGGUGAGUGAGACGAGCAAUGUCCGAAAAUGUAUUGCUACGGACACAAGUGCUCAUGAUCUCUCUGGGACAUUGCUAUGCACCAACUUCAAGAUCUCCUUCAUUACAAAGGAUGUGACACCUUUUCGGAAAUUUCAGUACAGAAACCUGCUGUUGGAGGAACAUGACAUCUCUCUCACCUGUGUGGAACAGGUUGUAGCAGUGAAUGAUGAGAGGAAGAAGAGGAAGGUUUUGGGGCCUAAUCAGCGCCUGAAGUUUAAACCUACUGAGCUGAUCAUCUACUGCAAGGAUUUCCGUAUCAUUCGCUUCCGUUUUGAUGAGUCUGUUCCAGAAUCAGCCAGAAAGAUCUGUCUUGUGAUUGCACAUUACUCUCAGCCGAAAGAUCUCCAGCUGCUGUUUGGGUUUGCAUAUGCCAGGGAAAAAUGCCAGAAUUCAGUUAACAAGGUCAAUGGAACAGACUUGGAAUUGGAUGGAUUGCAGACCUCACUGUUUGAAACCUACUCUGACUGGGAUAGGGAGAUAAAGCGGACAGGGGCAUCGGAGUGGAGAGUUUGUUCUGUCAAUGAGCACUAUGCCACUUCCACAAGCCUUCCAGAGUACUUUGUUGUACCCUCUUCUCUGGCGGAUGAAGACUUGAAACAGUUGGUUCCUUCUUUCAACGGUGACCGAAUCCCGAUGUGGUGCUGGCAUCACUGGACUGGCAGUUCCCUGGUGAGAAUGGCCAACAUUAAACCCGGGCCAAAGCUGAGAAAACACAACACAAGGAUCCUCAAGGCAAUAGCACAGAGUCAUCCAGACAAGAGUGAAGUAUUUAAAUCUGAUUUGGAUAAGAGCUUGCCAAAUAUAUCAGAGGUGCAGGCAGCAUUGAUGAGACUCAAGCAACUGUGCAUUAAUGAUUUAUUUGAAGAAACAGAUGAGAAGUGGCUGUCCUUAUUGGAAAACACCCGGUGGCUGGAGUAUAUCAGACUGUUCUUAAAACACUCUGCAGAACUUGCACAGUGGAUGUAUAGUGAGAAUAUUUCUGUCAUCAUUCAUGAGGAGGAAGGAAGAGAUCUGAACUGUGUGAUAGCCUCAAUAAUGCAGGUGAUGUUGGAUCCUCAUUUUCGCACCAUACUGGGAUUUCAAAGCCUAAUCCAGAAGGAAUGGGUUGUGGCUGGUUACCGCUUUUUGGAUCGUUGUAACCAUCUUGGAGAGUCUGAGAAACAUGAGUCUCCCCUGUUCCUGCUGUUCCUGGACUGUGUUUGGCAGCUACUGCAACAAUUUCCAGCUGCAUUUGAAUUCACUGAAACCUAUCUGACUGUCUUAUAUGAUAGCUUGCGGAUUCCCUUGUUUGGCACGUUCCUUUUCAACAGCCCAUAUCAGCAGAUGCAACAAAGUCAGGAUUUUGCCACUAAUGGGAACCUGCACUGUGAAGGGAAAAGUGUUGAACUACCCCCUGUCUGGGACUGGUUUCUUCAGUUCACAGCUAAAGAUCUAACGCUGUUCAAUAAUCCUCUAUACAUUGGCAAAAGUGUGACCUGUGUGCAGAAUGGGACAAUCAAAUCUUUCAAAAGAGCAAAGAAGAAUUCCUCCUCCUCCUCCAUCUAUUCAGUAUACACGAUGAAGAAUGGAAAGCUUAGUGACCAGCAUGACUUCUUCCCGCGCCGGAACUCAUUACAACGACCGAGCCCUGAUUUAGUGCAGCUUAAUGAGAGCCACGAUCGCAAUAUGGAGCGUUACUUCAGGGACUGGUACUCAAAGCCCUUGGACUUGCAUGGAAUCAUUCUGCCGCAUCUCAGCAGUGCACAUACCCAGCUCUGGAAGCAGUGUUAUUUACGCUGGAUCCCUGAGGCACAGAUCACCAACGGAGGAUUCAUCUCUGCCUUUCAUAAGAUCUCGAUAUUGGCAGAUGACAUUGAAACUCUGCAGCAGCGUGUUCGCCAGUAUUGGUGUGACCCCUGCCUAACCAGCUUUUCCGACUCCUACAGUCAUAGAAUGUAUUUCCAGGCCAAAGAUUUCAGUGAAGUACCUGGGACGCUUGACUGUUUUUCUUCUUCUUUUCCCUUCUCCCCUGUUGGGAACCUCUGUCGACGAAGUAUUCUGGGAACUCCCCUAAGCAAAUUCCUACUCACUGGUGCCAAAACUUGGCCUUCUACAGAAACGCUGGCCAAUGAUGAGUGAAGGUCCUUGGAUUGGGAACAGUGAGGCAUCAGCAUCCCAUCAAAGGCUAAAAGCUAAACCGUAUCAAACUGAACGCUGCUGUCUGACACUGAGUAUUGAAUAUGCAAAAUAGUAGAAAUUUGCACAGAUAUUUUUAAGAGGGUAAGCACUCGACGUAAACACACUACAGCUCCAAGAGGCUUUUUAAAACAUACUUUAUAUUGAAGAAACCUUUGGUGUUUUCUCAAAGCAAUUGCAACCAUAAGCUGCCACUCAUUGCCUAUUUUGUGUUCAAAGUGGAUUAGACACUGGUGUUUUUUCUCUGGGACCAGUCUGAUGAGCUGAAAUUCUGCCAGCAGUAUGACCCUGACGUAUUGACAAUGUGACAGCAGAAACAUUGCACUAAUUGUAAUCUCACUGGGUGCCUUAAGUGUUCCUCAGCACUUUCACCUUAAUGGCCAAGUGUGCCGAAAGAGUUUAUAAAAAAUCCAAUAAUUUUUUAAAAAGCUUUUCCAGAAUAAAUUAUUUUUUGUACAUUUAAAAAAUAGAUAAUUUCUGACCAGCUUUGAAUCCAGCUGGCAACAUGGUGACUGUUGAGAUCUUGGGGUUGACCAUGACCAUAUGAUGGAGAAAUAAGUUCCAUUUGUCCAAGGAAUAUAAAGUUUAUUUUUUUCUGUGAUGUGCUCAGUGGAGAGGAUCCUUUACACUAGAAUUAUUGAAUUUGCUCUGUGACACUGAGCAUCUCCCUGCUGCCCAGUUACUACUUCAAGAAACAUCACAUAGGCCUUUCAAAUUAGUAUAACUAAGACUUAGUCCAGGGAAUGUAGAUCAUUUAGCAUUGAACCUAGUUAAUUUGGCAUAUUUUAAUUCCUGCCAUCCUGUGUAUUCUGGUGACUUGUGUUCAGUGUUGUAACGCUGCUGCUAUCAGAUUCUCUGCCAAAUGAAUCAUCGAAAUCUACCUUUGCUUGGAUUUCAUUCUCUGCUUCUGACGGGGCUGUCUCUCGCUGGGAUGCAGUUCCUGCAGGUGCUGAUUCUCACUGUCAUGUCUGAACAAACUGCAGGACAUAAGUAGAUCUUGGCUCUAAGAUCAUUUCUUUCAGACAUUUCUUUAUAAUUCGAUUUUGGCAGCAUUUUCCAAUUGUUAGCUGCCACGCAUAUAAAGCAGUUGCUGGAUGGGAGCAGUAGGAAGUACUAAUUCCUACCAAAAUACAACUGAGGGCUUAGAACUGCCUGAUGGUGGGAACUGUAACCUGUCAGUAAUAUACUCUGUAGUCUUUCGGUAAAAUUCCUCUCCUGUAAGUGCCCGGAUGUUGUAAUCUGAACUGUGAUUAAUUUAUAUCUAAUUUUGUUGUAAUCACAUAAAGCAGCUAUAUUUUCUAAUGUCAUAUUGGGCCAGUGUGUGGGGAUCCUGACAUAAGCCUACUGCCAUAGCUGACACAAACUGUUCAUUUAUCAAUUUGGCGUAGGCUGAAAUUCUGUACUCACAGGAAGUUGGUGACUAGUUCUUUUAAAAACAUGUGCUUAUGAAAGUGAGAUCACUAUAACUUUGUAACAUUUUUGCAGAACUACCAACAGUUUGAUCUGCAAUGACUUCAGUUUUGUUUUUAAUUUCCACUGAAGAUUCAAGAUGGCUGGCCAAUUUUUAUGCAGAAGGCAAAAGGAAAUUUGAGUCUAAUGGCACCUGCAUUUGCAGUUACCCUCAGUAAAGCUAACUUGAAACUUUCCAAUUGUCAUCAUUCAUAUAAAGAUGUGUCAUCUACACAAUGCUGAAUGGGAAAGCUGUAGAAUCUGAGCUGAUAAGACUGAGAGGAAGGAUCUGAAAGCUCAUCUUUUUGCUGUCACUUCUGCAUGUCUCCAGUUUGGAAUGAACCCUGGAUUUUGCAGAUUCCCAUUGACAACCAUAUAGCUUAAAUUGCACAAGUUCUUUUGGAGGUGGAGGAGGUGGCACCAGCCAUCUUAGGUAGCAGUUCUUUGUUUGAGUUUUGUAAUCUAGAAAGAGAAUUAUUAAGAGAACGUUAAAGGAGAUGAAAAUGUAAGAUUUAUCUGGCAGGUCUGUCGCUUUAUGAAAGUUCAGUGCAAGUUAAUGCAUUGGAUGAGUUUCAACUUUUGUCUGAAGGGGCUGUCCACACAUUAACUGUCUAUCUGCUUGGUGACUUGCUAUGUAUUUCCAGUUUGCACUUUUUCUCUACUGAUGAGUCUGUUUUACACCUACCAGCUUUUACAUUUUUGAGCAAACAGGUGCAUUAUUGGAAAAAUAUUUUAUCACAGUCUGAUGGCUCUUGUAAUUCUUCAUUAUGAUUGCUGAACUCUUAACAACAGUGGCUCAGUAACUCGUGACAUCCACGUUCUUGGACUUCUCAAGAAUUUUAUUCCCAGAAGUAAAUAAAGAACCUAAUGCUGGAAAACUUCAGCACCUAUAAGAAAUUGGCAGAUACAAAGAUGUUCCCCAUCUUUCCUGAUAUCCAGUAGAUAAGUGAGAAAGGCACUUGCUGGGCAUUAAUGGAUGUGCAGGUUUGAUGACAAACCUGAAUGGCUGAGCUUGUUUAAGUUUGCCUUCAUAUUUUAGAAAAAUAAUUUUAUUUUUUAAUCACAAUGAUUUAUCUUUCUAGUCUGUUUAAACCUAGUGCUGAGUUGUGUUCUCUGGUUAGUCUUUUUCCUGGUUGAUAUGUAUCCUUGUUUCCAAUACAGUCUUUUGUUAAUAACAUGUCCAGUUUGAGCAUUCUGUCACAGGCAAGUGAUGCAAAAUGGCCAGAAACUUCCAAUUAGGGAAUGUUAACAGUUAAGCUUCUGCAACAGUUUAAUUUGUUCUUUACAAAACUCUUAUUUUGAAUCAGUGUUUUAAACUCCAGGAUCCUGAGCCUUUUAAACAAGGGAAUUAUUCACUAAUGCUUUGUUUUUAGGUCAAACCCUUAAUGCUAAAAACAAUGGAACCAGAAACUACACAGAUCCUUAGGAAGUAGAAUGACUGAUUCAAAUCCUUUUUUAGUAAUAGUAUUCAAUAGAGGAUGUUUUUCCUUUUUUGCAUUUUCCAACCCAUUCUUGAUGGGAUGUAUUGCUUUUCUUUGCUUGGUUAUUUCUGUGUUCUAUUUAUUCAGCACCUGUUUUUUUAAAAUUUAAUUCCAGGUUUAGCAGGUGUUGCUGUCAGCAGGUGCUGGAAGGGGAGGGCUGGGUUUCAGCUGCUGUGCACUGUGUGCAUUAUGAUGUAUUUCCAAACCUGUAUUUGUUCAUCCUGUGUGCCUCUAAUAAAUACUUUGGUGUAAAUGUUCCUUAA